AUGUACGCACUCGAUGUGCCGGAAGACGGUAAUGUCACUUCGGCUCUUUACGUAAAAAAAUUAAACUAUGGAAAACCGCCCAUUAAAAGAACGAUAGCUGCAGGGAUAAAAAGGAAAAGGGUACAAACUGAUGCUGGCGCCAGUACAUUUAAAAAAGAAAAGCAUGAAAAACUUUCCAUUGCUGGUUCAACGUAUCAACGUGAUGUUGCGGAUGACGACUACUUAAAUGAAGUAUCCGCAAUUCGAGGAUUUAGAGACUUUAAAGACUUGAAAGAUUCCUCAAAAAUACCAACAUUAAAUCCACUUUUAACUGCAAUUUCAACUAUUGCUGUGUCUUCAUCUGAAUGUGAAAGAUCAUUUAGUUCCAUGAACAACAUAAUAACUCCUAAAAGAAACGUACUAACUUCUGAACACAUAGCAUCAUUAGUGUUUAUUAGUUGUGUUGGACCACCUGUUCAAUUGUUUAAACCAGACCACUAUGUAAAAAGUUGGAUUAAAACGGGUAAAAGAAGUGCAGAAGAAACAAGAUGUCCAAAACGAGACGAACAUGACAUAGAUCAUUCAUAUAAACAUUUAUGGGCAUAUUUAAAUUUAUAA
Messenger RNA from Macrosiphum euphorbiae (potato aphid), 597 nucleotides. Lineage: Eukaryota; Metazoa; Arthropoda; Insecta; Hemiptera; Aphididae. The record is from the annotation of a GenBank genome assembly.